AUGGCGUCAGACGGGAUGAUUUUAACGAACCACGACCACCAAAUUCGGGUCGGCGUCCUGACAGUGAGUGACAGCUGCUACCGAAACCUGGCAGAGGACCGCAGCGGUGUGAACCUCAAAGACCUCGUCCAUGACCCCUCCCUGUUGGGAGGGAUGAUCGUGGCCUACAAAAUAGUACCAGAUGAAAUAGAAGACAUCAAGGAUACACUGGUGGACUGGUGCGAUGAAAAAGAGCUCAACCUCAUCCUCACCACCGGAGGCACCGGCUUCGCCCCGAGAGACGUCACACCAGAGGCCACUAAAGAGGUGAUCGAGCGCGAGGCCCCGGGGAUGUCUCUGGCCAUGCUCAUGGGGUCCCUCAACGUCACACCGCUGGGCAUGCUCUCCAGACCUGUGUGUGGGAUCCGGGGGAAGACGCUCAUCAUAAACCUCCCAGGAAGCAAAAAAGGCUCACAGGAGUGUUUCCAGUUCAUCCUUCCCGCCCUUCCCCACGCCAUCGACCUGCUCCGGGACGCCGUGGUGCGGGUGAAGGAGGCGUCGGACGGCCUGGAGGAGCUGCCGUCGCCCCCGCCCCCCCUGUCCCCGCCCCCCCGCAGCCCGCCCCCUCCGCUGUCCCCGCCCCGCACGCACACGCAGGACAAGGGCGUGCAGUGCGAGGACGAGGACGAGGACAAGAAGGACAGCGGCGUGGCGUCCACCGAAGACAGCUCGUCGUCCCACAUCACCGCUGCCUCCAUCGCUGCUAAGAUCCCAGACUCCAUCAUCUCGCGGGGUGUGCAGGUGUUGCCGCGGGAUACGACGUCUCUGAGCACCACGCCCUCAGAAUCACCCCGAGCACAGGCCACGUCACGCCUCUCUACCGCCUCCUGUCCCACGCCUAAACGUGUGCGCAGAGAAAGAGACAGAAAAAGAGUGUCAGAGAGAGUGAUAAGUGUGAGCCUCCAGUGUAGGUUGGAGGGCCUAAAAGAUGAUCGCAGGAGGACCUUCAGCUCUCGAGUGCAGUCCAGGUGCAGCAGCAAAGAGAAUAUACUCAGAGCAAGUCACAGUGCGGUGGACAUCACCAAAGUGGCCCGGAGACACCGCAUGUCCCCGUUCCCCCUGACCUCCAUGGACAAGGCCUUCAUCACUGUGCUGGAGAUGACCGCCGUCCUGGGCACCGAGAUCAUCAACUACAGAGAUGGGAUGGGUCGGGUGCUCGCUCAGGACGUUUAUGCCAAAGACAACCUGCCCCCUUUCCCCGCCUCGGUCAAGGACGGCUAUGCUGUGAGAGCGGCCGAUGGACCAGGCGACCGCUUUAUCAUUGGAGAAUCACAAGCUGGAGAACAGCCAACCCACACGGUGAUGCCAGGGCAGGUGAUGAGGGUGACGACAGGUGCACCCAUCCCCUGUGGAGCCGACGCCGUAGUGCAAGUGGAGGACACAGAGCUGUUAAGGGAGUCGGAAGAUGGUACAGAAGAAUUAGAGGUACGAAUCCUAGUACAGGCUCGUCCUGGACAAGAUAUCAGGCCUAUAGGUCACGACAUAAAACGCGGGGAGUGUGUGCUGGCCAAGGGCACCCACAUGGGCCCCUCGGAGAUCGGGCUCCUGGCCACGGUGGGCGUCACAGAAGUGGAGGUCCAGAAGUUCCCUGUGGUGGCUGUCAUGUCCACAGGCAACGAGCUGCUAAACCCAGAAGAUGACCUCCAUCCAGGGAAGAUCCGGGACAGUAACCGCUCCACUCUGCUGGCCACCAUCCAGGAGCACGGAUACCCCACCAUCAACCUGGGCAUCGUGGGGGACAAUCCCGAUGACCUCCUGAACGCUCUGAACGAAGGCAUCAGCCGGGCAGACGUCAUCAUCACCUCAGGAGGAGUGUCCAUGGGAGAGAAGGACUACCUAAAACAGGUGAUGGACAUCGACCUCCACGCUCAGAUCCAUUUUGGGCGAGUUUUUAUGAAACCAGGCCUCCCCACAACCUUUGCCACCCUGGACAUAGACGGUGCUCGUAAACUCAUCUUCGCUCUCCCAGGAAACCCCGUGUCGGCUGUGGUCACCUGUAAUCUUUUUGUAAUUCCUGCCUUGAGAAAGAUGCAGGGGAUUUUGGACCCCAGACCUACUAUAAUCAAAGCAAGGUUGUCGUGUGAUGUGAAGCUGGACCCGCGCCCUGAGUAUCACCGCUGCAUUCUGACAUGGCACCACCAGGAGCCUCUGCCGUGGGCACAGAGCACAGGUAACCAGGUGAGCUGCCGACUGAUGAGCAUGCGCAGCGCUAACGGGCUCCUGAUGCUACCUCCCAAAACAGAGCAAUACGUGGAGCUGCACAAGGGCGAGGUGGUGGACGUCAUGGUGAUCGGCCGGCUAUGA
Molecule: messenger RNA, 2343 nt
Organism: Boleophthalmus pectinirostris (great blue-spotted mudskipper)
Lineage: Eukaryota; Metazoa; Chordata; Actinopteri; Gobiiformes; Gobiidae
Gene: gphnb
Product: gephyrin b
Exons: 25
Coding region: 1-2343 (780 amino acids)
Biological process (GO): postsynaptic neurotransmitter receptor diffusion trapping; Mo-molybdopterin cofactor biosynthetic process; molybdenum incorporation into molybdenum-molybdopterin complex
Cellular component (GO): cytoplasm; cytosol; dendrite
Molecular function (GO): molybdopterin molybdotransferase activity
Source: RefSeq, a predicted model, not a curated record